AAUAAAUUAAGUUGCCGUAUAUUUAUUUGUUUGUUCUGGGAAUUAUUAAAUACUGCUUCUAUUAAAAGUUAUUAAUACAUGUAUCAAGAAGAUUAGAAAACAAUAACACUAAGUUUAAUAUUCGUGAUAAUUUGUGGUACUUAUUGGAAACUUAUAAGUUAUUUUAUUUACCAAAAUAUUGUGUGUAAAUUUGGCAAGAGUCGAAGCAUAUCACUUCCGUUAAUUCCUUCUUCGUACGUUUUAAAGCAAAGUGGAACAAACAAAUAACGUACCUUAGUGCAUUGAUGGUGCUUCGCGUUCCUUACCAAGAGUUUGUGUUUUACGCGGAAAGUUUGUUAAAGAAUAAUCAAAUACAUAACCUCAAUUUCUGUAAUCAAAGUAAAAAAGAGAACUGAAGUAAACGUCAAAACGCGCGUACUACUAAUUGCUUUACUCAGUUGGAAAUAGUUACAAAAAUUUCACCAAAAAGGAAGCAGAGUUUUUUAAAUAUAAGAAUGGAUGUAGAUGCGAUUUUACAAGUACCUAAUAUAGAAGCUAAGAUAACGAAUGUGAAUCGUAGGCUUCCUAUUGGUGAACCACUAACAUCUAUAGAGUCUUUUUCUACAAGUAAUCAACCAGAAGAAGAUCCACCAGUUGAGUUAACACAGCCGCCAUUUUUAGAAGAAGAACAUACGGACGGUGAUAAAAAAAUGUAUGAUGAAUGUGAACAAUCGACACCAUUAAAACUUGCUAUGUCAGACACUGAAGAUGAUUCUGAUAAAAGCUUUGAAAAACGUGGUAAACAUCGUCGCCGACUCUCAAUGUCUUCAACAGGCGAUGGCGAAACAGAAGCAGCUUGGGCUAUUAUAUUUGCUUAUAAGCGAGGAGUAAAAGCUCAAGAAAACGGUGAAGGCUGCUUAAUGGGUUGGGAUGAGGGUGGUGAUUUUUCGCCAAUAGAAACUAUAGAAGCUGAAGAAGAACCUGUGGUAGCUGCAAUUGAACCUAUAGAACCUACUGCUGAAAAACGAAGAGCAGAUAUUACAGAGACACAUAUACCUAUUAAAAAAUCAAAACAAAAGAGUUCAGAUGAAAAGGCUACUCAGCUGUAUAAUGAAACCGAAAUGCUAACAUCACCUGCUAUUAUAAAUGAAGUAGAGACCGUUAAAGAAGAAACUGCUAAGCAAAAUGUAUCUCCAAAAGAAACAGAAACUAAUAAGACACAUAUUGUUGCAGACACAGAGGAAAAUACUGCAUCGAAAACAUCUCAUAAAAAAAUACGAUCAAGUGUUAGCAGUGCACCAACUGGCGGUACACCAAGGCCCAAGGCUAAGCAAACCGAUUUGAUGGAAGGCUUUCAAAAACCGUUUCAGUACGGUUGGAAACGCGAGUUGGUUUGGCGUUCGACCGGAGAUGCAAAAGCAGCGGAUGUAUAUUUUUAUACACCCAAUGGCAAAAAGCUGCGUUCUCGAAGUGAAGUAGCACCAUAUCUAACUGAUGAUUUGACUUUAGACCACUUCUGCUUCUCAAAAAUCACGUUGAAUGUCGGACCAGAAUUUGAAACAAUUCGUAAAGCCAAGCCAGCAAAUCGCAGCGGUGUUUCUACUUCAAGAUUGUCUUUGCCACCGCGUUCCAUUGGCAAGCGUGUAUCGAAACCUAAAGCACCAAAAGGCGCCAGCCCUCCGCCAGAAGGUUGGACACCAACGCAGGCUCUUAAAACAAACAACGCUGCACUCCUUAGUACCGGCGUUAGCAGUAGCAGACAAAGUUCCAGUAAUAAUCAUGUUCUAACGCCAACAAGUAGUCGCACAAAUACUUCUAGCAGCAGUUCAAGCAAGAGUUCCAAAUCUAAAAGAAACAAUUCUAGUGUUAAUCAAGGUUCAAGAGAAAGAUCAAAAAGCCACAAACCGUGUACGAUUCAAUGUCCCAAAGCAACAGGCCAAGUACCGCAACUGCAAUGUGUUAAAUGCUGUUGCUUAUAUCAUCACGAAUGUGUGGGCUUGAAUCGCCUCAAUAGUGAGUAUCGCUUAACAGGAACUAAUUCCAAUUCAAAUUCAAACGAUGGACGCGAUUACGUUUGUGAGGCGUGUCUACCAAAAGUGGAGAAAAUUCCAAAAGUAAUCGAAACUCAAAUAAGUAUCACGCCAACAACAACAGCAACACCACAAGUAUUAAAACGCGUUAUUCAGCAACCUCAAUCGAUAGCAGUGGUUAAAGGAAAAAAAUAUGUGAUGUUAGCGCAAUCAACUAGGGUCGAAGAAAAACAGAACGAUAUUGAAAAUGAUUUGAAGCAAAUAAAUGAUGGCAUACGCGAUAAUCACAAAACAGGAAGUAGGUCAUCAGAUACAUCACAAAGUCUAUCAUCUUUACCAUCGUCUCAGAUUGCGACACAAGCGGUUGACACUUCCAAUACAAAGUUUGCAACGAAUUUCUUUGCAAAUACGUCUUUUGCAUUCGAUGCACUUAUCAAUAUACUCAAAUAUUUGAAGAUACACGAACGUUCACGUGCAGCUUCCGUUUGUAAAUUAUGGAAUAUUGCAGCUAAAGAUACAACUUUGUGGAAAACUGUGCGUAUGAAAAAUGCAAAGGUUUCUGAUUGGGAGUGUUUUGCGGCGUCUCUACGCCGUGGUGAAACUAGACAUUUGGAUUUACGUAAAAUGUUAAUUGUAACUUCUAAGGCUGAAGAAAUGUGGAAUGACUUCCUGGAACAUAUUGGUACAGUUUGUUCAUUGGAAACCAUUGACUUAUGUCGGUGCUCGGCCCGUGUGGUUGAAAGUCUUUUUCUCACCAACAAAAAAUUGCGCGUUUUAAAUGCAUUAGCAAUAAAUGAUGAUGUUAUAAAUUUGGAAAACAUUGUCUAUAUGCAGGAGCUGAAGGAGUUGCGCUUACGUACAAUUGAAGCUGGUGUCAUCGGAGGAGAACUUAAUCCAUUACAAUGUUUAGACAACCUGACCCAUCUCUCAAUAACCGCUAUACGUGGUCUCGGCGCAAAGGGUGUUGAUGUGUUUGGUGAACUUGUACAGUUGCGUUCAUUAGAAUUGGGUGAAUGUGGUGACUUUGAUUCAACUUUUGCGAAAGAUGUGUUGCCAAAAUUAAACAACUUAAAUCGUUUACGUCUGGAAAAUGGCACAAGUACUAAUUGUGAUACACUAGAGAUUCUAGAAUCAGUUGCAAAUCUGAAGCAGUUAACACAACUUGAAUUAGUAAACUUUGAUAUUCAACCCACUUUUGAUGAUAAACUGCGUCAGUGUACCAAUAUUAAAAAGUUGCUAAUCAUUCCAACAUAUAUUUCGCAGUCUGCUACAACAAAUCGUAUAAUGCUUAGUGCAGUUCAGAAAGUGCCAGAUACUUUAAAGGUGUUUACUUGGGGAGUUACAAUAGAAUUGCUUAGAGUAACAGCAUUAUAUAUGGAUCAAUGUAAGGAAACAAGCAAAAAGAAAAAAGUUCACGUUAAUGAACGUAUACCAGUUUUAAAACCAGUCCCUGGUGCUUUGCCGGCACUUACAAAAGAUGAAGAAGAGGAAACAGAGCAUGUAAAUGAUGAUGCAGAUAAUAGUGAACUACCGCAGCUGGAAUUGUUACCUCUUGAUAAAAUAGAAGCCAUUAUGGCUGCAAAUAUGCCCAAUACAAAGUUCACGAUAGUAAAAAUGCCUUACAAUGCAACAUGCAGACAACAAUUGGUAGAGUAAGGAUAACAUAUUGAUAUAAAUUAUUUUCAUUAGCCAGCCAAUAAUAUAAUAAACCAACAAUGAAAUGUUUAGUCAAUGCCAAACACUGUUUGCAAUGAUUUUUGCGUUUUUAAGAGAUAACCGCUUCUCUUUCUAAAACUGUAUAGUUUUUGUUUAUUAUAUAAAUAAUUUAUUUUAUGUAAAAUCGAAGU
This is a messenger RNA of Teleopsis dalmanni, 3856 nucleotides long. RefSeq lists its product as uncharacterized. The record is from RefSeq and is a predicted model, not a curated record. The coding region runs from base 495 to 3665 and encodes 1056 amino acids. The transcript has 6 exons. Gene Ontology annotation, molecular function: protein binding; DNA binding. Lineage: Eukaryota; Metazoa; Arthropoda; Insecta; Diptera; Diopsidae.